Molecule: messenger RNA, 2434 nt
Organism: Triticum dicoccoides
Lineage: Eukaryota; Viridiplantae; Streptophyta; Magnoliopsida; Poales; Poaceae
Product: F-box only protein 7-like
Exons: 3
Coding region: 607-1869 (420 amino acids)
Molecular function (GO): protein binding
Source: RefSeq, a predicted model, not a curated record
AGCAUAUGGGUGGCGAGGCAAGGGAGUAAAGGGGCACGAGUGAAUAGAGGCUGUUGGGCUUUGGGGCCUUGUAAUAGGAAUAGGGCUAGUGGGCCGUUGGCCUCUCUAGUUGGAGUACGUACUUAUAGCACGACUCGUUCUCCAGAUCGGCAGCGAAGUUGUAAUCGAUAGCUCGCUCAUUCUAUCCCCUUUCCCAACUCUUUCUUCCACCUCAAGACAAGCCCACUCUGUAAUUGAAUUCCCCUACAGAGUGAAUUAUCCUGCGAUUUGUGAUCCUUAUCAAGUAAGGUUAUCACAGGCCUCGACCCUUCUGCGUUCGAAUUCCCGGAGCCCUAGGGUUUCGCUCCCGGCUAGAGGCGGGCGCCUGAUUCAUUCCUCUUCGUCGAGUCGAUUUUUCUGAUUAGCUUCCUGAGAGGAUCUGAGGUUAUGAGCUCAGGUGCAGCACUACUGCACACAGUAUUUCUCUGGUAAUGUGUAUCCUUCUGAAAGUUCUUUUGCAGUCGUCCGAUUCCACCUUCCAGUCAGUUUAGGAGAUAAGGAGAGACCCUUGUCCUGUAGAUCAUAUAUACACACAAUUGUGAUUUCAAGCAUCCCCUGCACAAAUCGAUGGAGAAAGCUUCUGUUUCGGAUGAUUCUCCAGAUUCGAGCACCGAUUGUGAUUGGUCCCAGCUUCAGGCUGACCUGCUCCUCCAGAUCUUUGGCACUCUCGAGAUCCCUGAUCUCUUCAGCUCAGGUGCGGUCUGUCGAUCAUGGCACCUCAUUUAUCUGGAGGCCCGCCGUCUCCAGCGGUGCUCGCCGAACCAGAGCCCCUGCCUUGUUUACUCGUCCAGCGACCGUGACGCUAACACGGUCACCCUGCAUAACAUGUCCACCAACAAGCUUUACCACGUCACUCUAUCGGAGCCUGCCUUCCGCACACGCCACGUCAUGGGCUCCUCCUACGGCUGGCUCAUCACCGCCGAUGAGCGGUCAAAUCUCAUACUAGUCAACCCUGUAACCAGAGCUCAGAUAGCUAUGCCUCCCCCUGAAACCAUGAACAAUGUUAGACUGCAGUACACUGAAGACGGUGUGCUAGACGGAUAUGAUGUUCUUUACAUGGAUCUGUUCUCUCGGGAUUUUGACACUGAAAUGGACCCGUACCAUCUUACACUUGAAGAAGCCCGCUUCUACCUCUAUGCGAGGGUCGCUCUUUCUUGUGAUCCCUCCCAUGGAAACUGCACAGUUCUCGUAGUACAAUUGCCAAAGGAUCAACUCUCUUAUACUAGGGUUGGGGACACCAAAUGGACUUGGAUUGAUGCAAAUCCAAAUUGUUGGGCUUAUCAAGAUAUACUUUAUAACAACAAUGAUGGUUUGUUUUAUGGUGUUCGUGGUAGGGGUGAGGUUGAUUCUAUUGAUCUUAAUGAACCUUCCGCUGAAGUGAAAGUUAUUUUGAAGCCGAUCAUAUCCUAUCAAGCGCAUAGUAGAUAUAUUGUUCAAGCCCCAUGGGGAGAUUUUUUCCAGAUAUGGAGGCAUGAUAAAUAUAAUAAGGAGAAUGGAAUAACAGAGCGGGUUGCAGACAAAUUUUAUGUGUACAAGAUUGAUUUUGCUAAACAAAAGCUCGUUGAAACAAAUAACAUCCAAGAUCUCGCAAUUUUCAUUGGUUACAACAGCUCAUUUAUGCUUCCAGUGAAAGACUUUUCUACGUUGAUUCCCAACAGCAUCUACCACACGGAUGACUUGCUGGAUUAUAUCUUCUGUCAAAGAUCUAGUCUUAGGCAGGCUGUUGUCUUUAAUACGAAAGAUAGCAGUUUCAUUGAGUUAUCGCCCCCUAGUUCAGAUUCAAGAUUGAACUGGCCACCCUCGGUUUGGAUUCAACCAUCACUUACUUGAGGCACCAGAGCAUUCACAUCUGAAGGUUCACAUCUUGGAAAACAAACUUAUCUUGAGAAGCUGCCUCCCUUGGUCAUCACAACAGUUCAAAUAACAAGAUUAGGGCCUCUGCUACGUCUAUUGUUUUAGUUGGUUCAGAGGAACUUGGGAUAUCAAUAACUGUUCGUGAGGCAAGUGUAAGGAAACUUUCCUUUUGGUGUACCACCCAUGCCGAUGAAUAUCUUUAGUUUAUGCAGACAGUUUGACCACUACUAGUCCACUGUUUCGGCAAAGGUUUAUUGCUGAUGGAAUUGAAACUUUGGUCAGGAUAGGUGUCCCAGUUAACGCUGUUAUCUCCUUGUGGUGGAACUGUCUGUUCUUUGGUCGGUACCUGACCUUGUUCAUUAUAGGUGCACUUGUUGGAGAAAAUUUUGCCGUCAAGCAAAUCUUUCCCUUCCUUAGGAUUCUUGCUAUAUUCUCAUGUAUCGAUUCCUCCAAGAUGAGUAAUCCAGUGUCUGCAACAUAGUUGGAACUUCUUUGCUCUAAUUGAUGAUGGCUUUUCUGCUUUUGAAAGCCUUGUACUCAA